AUGGCUACUCUGGACCCGAAGAUACGGCAGCAGCAAUUGACGUACAUCGCACAGCUAGGCACAGACAGUGACUUCACCCUGAAUACGGAUGCGGCGCCCAAGGCGGAGUUCACUCGACUAGCAGUGGAAUUCUUGGGAUGGAUCACCACCGGCCGUACCCCUGAAGAUCUCGAAUUUCGCAAGGCCGUCUUUGUUGGAAAGAAUAUCGAGUGA
Didymosphaeria variabile is the source of this 213-nucleotide messenger RNA. RefSeq lists its product as uncharacterized. Bases 1 to 213 code for a protein of 70 amino acids. The transcript is spliced from 2 exons. NCBI's taxonomy places the organism in Eukaryota, Fungi, Ascomycota, Dothideomycetes, Pleosporales, Didymosphaeriaceae. The record is from RefSeq and is a predicted model, not a curated record.